Peronospora belbahrii is the source of this 1239-nucleotide messenger RNA. Lineage: Eukaryota; Oomycota; Peronosporomycetes; Peronosporales; Peronosporaceae. The record is from the annotation of a GenBank genome assembly.
AUGGCUCGUGCUUGUCAGUCAUGGCGUCGAUCUCCGUCGAAAGUGUCGACCACCUACCAGCCUAAGGACUGGGCACCAAACGAUGGUGUACGUUUUGAUGGAACUCGGUAUCGCUCAACUAUACGUGACAGCGUCAAUCUUCGCACUGGAUUUGACAAUUUGUCGAGAGAUACCCAAAAUUUGAUGGUUUCCCGAAAUUCGAAGGAGUGGAUCCGAGAUUUUGAGAACGAGACCAAUGAAACUUCCUUGAAUACAAGUAAAGAGACAAUGUCAAUGCCAACAUUGCUGCAUGGAAAAAAUAUUCUACAGAUUAUGUCAGUUGGAUCGAUUGAACCAAUUGCCAGGGAUUCAAAUUCACUUGAUUGGUCGGAUAGUCUCGGGGUGGUCGAUGAAGCCGAAGACAUGUCGUUAAUGGACCCACAUUUCGAUCUCACGUCUGCAAGGAUGAUGAAAUUGUUCUCACUGUUUAACCCUGGAGAAAAUGGGAUGGUGUCAUACGAAGGGUUCCGUUGUGGUUUGGAGGCGAUGGGCAUUGCCUGUGGUGACGACAAACAAUUUCAAGCAUUUAUCGACCAGGUGGACGAUGACAAGAGUGGUGGAGUUACGUAUCGGGAGUUUUUGUUUGCUAUCCAGGAAAUCAAGCUCGCUCAGCUCUUCAAUGAAGAGUUUUUGCGAAACAUGCCGCCAGAGUACACACACGUGAGACGCGGAAGAGCAUGUAACGCACUACUUGGAUCGAUCGAAUACUCACCGGACCGCAUUCGCAGCGUGUACCCGAUCAAACAAGUUCAGAGAUUUAUAUACUCAACAAAGCCUAGUUGGGCGUCGGUGAGAUGGAUCAAUCUUGAAGGCAUUGCUCCUCUUCUAAUGCGACGGUUGUCGGUACGCUAUCGACUUCAUCCACUGGCUGUUGAAGAUACGCUUGAUGCCGAUGUUGAGCGUCCAAAGUACGAGGAGUAUGACGAACAUUCGUUUUUGAUUCUACAAACCAUCCACGCGCGUGACUUGUACAUGGUGAGGAACUACCAGAGCAUGUAUCGUGCCUCAUUAUAUGUUCACAACGACGACGUGUCCCUAUUUGAGCGCAUGACGAAAAAGGAAUUGGAAGAACGACUGGAACAGCUUGAUGUGGGCUGUGUGAUGACGGCGCCCGAGCAGCUCAGUUUGUAUAUCAUGGAGGAUGUCUUGAUUAGUGUCCAGGGAGAGUUCAAAUACGCUCUGGGCGAUGCUAAAGCAUAG